Perca fluviatilis (European perch) is the source of this 2603-nucleotide messenger RNA. RefSeq names its product suppressor of SWI4 1 homolog. Gene Ontology annotation, cellular component: membrane; preribosome, large subunit precursor. NCBI's taxonomy places the organism in Eukaryota, Metazoa, Chordata, Actinopteri, Perciformes, Percidae. The record is from RefSeq and is a predicted model, not a curated record. The transcript has 14 exons. Gene Ontology annotation, biological process: ribosomal large subunit assembly; rRNA processing; G protein-coupled receptor signaling pathway. The coding region runs from base 233 to 2554 and encodes 773 amino acids. Gene Ontology annotation, molecular function: G protein-coupled receptor activity; rRNA binding.
CGGAUCACUUUUGCUAGGAACUAUUUCGAGACAUUUGAGCAACCCGGAGAUGUUAGUAUGUGACACACAGUCGCCGCGCCAUGUGGAAGAUGUCGCGUUGAGUUCGUGGUUGAAACUUCUUCAUAAUCGCGGUCAUAAUGAACGUAUUUUUUCGUUUUAGCAUUAGUAUAGUGUAGCAACACUUCAUGUUACGCUGUUGACUAAAUUCACCUGCUCUACAUCUCGCUGAAUAAUGGGGAAAUCAAAGACCAAGAACCAGAAGAAAUCCCGAGCAACAGCCAACCAUGUGGCCGAGGAGACUUUCGGAGCUAUCCCCCACUCCUUCGUGUUUCAUCGGGGUCAGAUUGGGAAAAACGUGGGUCAGCUCAUCCUUGACGUGCGGAGAGUCAUGGAGCCAUACACUGCAGAGUCUCUGAAGGUCAGGAAAAAGAAUGUGCUGAAAGACUUUGUGGCUAUUGCAGGACCACUGGGAGUGACCCACUUCAUGAUCUUCAGAAAAACUGCUGGCUUUAUCAACAUGAGACUUGCACGACUACCCAAAGGUCCCAUGCUUCAUUUCAGAGUGCUCAAGUACUCUCUUGUCAAAGAUGUGGUUUCAUCUCUGAAGAAGCACAGGAUGCACGAGGAGCAGUUCACACAUCAUCCACUACUCAUCUUAAAUAACUUUGGAUCUGAUGGCAUGCAUGUUAAACUCAUGGCCACAAUGUUUCAGAACAUGUUUCCUUCCAUUAAUGUGCACAAGGUAAGCCUCAACAAUAUAAAGAGAUGUGUGCUGCUGAAUUACAACCCAGAGACCCAGGAAAUUGAAUUUCGUCAUUACAGCCUGAAGGUGGUCCCUGUCGGCAUGAGCCGCGGAGUCAAGAAGCUGAUGCAGGAGAAGUUUCCCAACAUGAGCAAGUUUGAGGAUAUCAGCGAGCUGAUGAUGAAGGGGGCUAACCUUUCAGAAAGUGAAGCCGAGCAAGAUGGGGAGCACAACAUAACUGAGCUACCCCAGGUCUACUCUGGCCGAGGCAACAUGGCGUCCCAGCAGAGUGCUGUCCGUUUGACCGAGAUUGGUCCGCGCAUGACUCUGCAGCUGAUUAAGAUACAAGAAGGCAUGGGAGAGGGGGAUGUCCUUUAUCACACCAUGAUUUCCAAGACAGAGGAGGAAAUACAGGAGAUCCUGAUCAGGAAGGAGGCCCAGCUGAAAGAGAAGGAGGGUCGCCGUAAAAAGCAGGAGCAGGAUGUUGCUCAGAAGAAAGAGAAACGAGAAGAGAACAAAAAAAAGAGCCUGGAAGGCAUUAAGAGGAAACACGCUGAAGCUGAGGCAGAAGAGGACAGUGAGGUGGAGGAUCCCGGGAUGCAGGAUGGCCAGACAGCUGCAGUUGAAUCUGAUGAUGAGGUGGAGUACUACAGACAGGCUGUCGGCCAGGAGCCCGACGAAGACAUGUUCCCCACUACCAAGAAGAGGCAUGGCUCAGAGAGGACUCAUGGACCUGCCAAGAAGAGGAAGUUCACCAUCGCUAAAUUUAGAAGGAACAGAGAAUAUCCACCGGAAGAAAGAAUCUCAGGCAAUCAGGGUGUUACUGACACUUUUCCCCAACGAGAUAAAGAUGCUUGCACUGCUGAAAGCAAAAUGACGCAGAAUUUCUCUCGCUGUGAGAGUUUUCAAUUGGCCCUGCUGCCCUCAAUGUAUGGGGUUGAGUUCAUCGUGGCCCUGGCAGGAAACCUGUUUGCCCUGUGGCUGCUGGUGGUCAGAGAGAAAAGGAACUGGCACACGGGGGUUGUCCUGUCUUGCAACCUGGCGAUCAGUGACCUGCUGUACGUUCUGACCCUGCCUUUGCUGAUUGUCUACUACUCACUGGAUAAACACUGGAUGUUUGGUGAUGCUGUGUGUAAAAUCGAGAGGUUUCUUUUCACCUGCAACCUGUAUGUGAGCAUCUUCUUCAUCAUGGCGAUAAGUGUGAACCGAUGUGUGGCCCUUGCGUGUCCCUUCUUCACCAGAUCCUACGUAGAGCCUGCCCACGCGAAGGCCAUCAGUGUCAUCAUCUGGAUCGUUGUAGGAAUCAUUUCCUGCCCUGUGUUGAAAUUUGCCUCAGUCUGUGAGCACAAUAACAACACUCAGUGUGUGGCCUUCUGUAAAGGUUUUGGGAAUGAAACCCCUCACUUCACUUACAAAAUGUUUCUUGCUGUGUUUGGGUGUUUUGUUCCCUUUCUUGUUACUUUCAGUUCUUACUGUGUGGUGAUUUCGGUGGUGUGGAAAAAUGUCAGUAUAACCACACUGGAGAAACGCAAGGUAGCUCUGUUGGUCGCCUUAGUUAUCGUGCUGUAUGCCAUUUCCUUUGUGCCUUACCACGUCUUCCAGAUCUAUCACUUGUAUCAAAAAAUCUAUAAUAUUAACGACUGUUUGGUCUACGACAUGUACCAGGUGUCCAAGGGACUGGCAACUCUGAACAUGUGUAUCCAUCCAAUCCUUUACAUGGCUUUGUUUGACAGUAUAAGAUUAGCUUGUUGCGGGAAGGGCCCCGAGGACAACAAUGGGGUGGUGAUGAAGUAUAGCAGAGCUGCUGCUUGACAGCUUUUCUGUGAAAUUCAUCUUUAUUAGCGGGUAUAAGUUAGCAGCA